Wyeomyia smithii (pitcher-plant mosquito) is the source of this 3880-nucleotide messenger RNA. RefSeq names its product carbonic anhydrase-related protein 10 (gene CARPA). NCBI's taxonomy places the organism in Eukaryota, Metazoa, Arthropoda, Insecta, Diptera, Culicidae. The transcript has 9 exons. The record is from RefSeq and is a predicted model, not a curated record. Gene Ontology annotation, molecular function: zinc ion binding; carbonate dehydratase activity. The coding region runs from base 1093 to 2109 and encodes 338 amino acids.
AUAACUUUUCUCUCCGGUUAGUUUUCCGAUGACAGCUGAACAAACCGGGCGCAAAAUAGGCUGCACUCGCGAACGGUCAACUCGAGCGGACGUGAAUCGUACUAGGCCGAACGGAAACGGAUACUUUACCUUACUGUACGGGACUGCUGCAGGUGUGCACACUGUGAUUGUUUUCGCGUGAGGGAAAGCAGUGGGGGGAAAAUUGAAAUCAGCUGACUCUUAACAAAACGUAACAGCGUGUGACUUUUGCCGGUUCAACGGUUCCGGGAUUGGCGAAAUCGAAAGUGAGGUUAGUUUCCUGCCUUAUCACGCAAGUUUCGGUAUUCUGUGGAAUGAGGGAAAGUAAGGCUUGCUACGAUUCGUGUGCGGGGUGAAUAAUGAGGCGCUACACUCUCUGCUCCGCGUGUGAACGCGCCAUUAGGGAACGAUUAAGGCGGCAGCCAAGCAGCAACCUUAACCUUAACAGUUUCUUAGGAAAAAAAAAAGAAAUUUUUAAUAAAGUGGACACGUUCUGUUUAUUCCUCGUCCUUUUCACACAGAAUUGAGUGCGAUUGUGGUUCCAGAGCUCGGAAAAGUUGCAGACAGUUAGCAGUUGGUUGAGUUUGAAUAAAAAUCCUUCGAAAUAUAAUCGCCAGUGUGAGUGGCGCAGAGAAAAAGAGAGUGCGAAAAAAGUGAAGUGCGAAUCGGAAGAAAACCAGCAAAAAAUGGCAACCGCCAGCUUGCUUUGACAGCUUAGUUUUGUUUGUCGGUAGACGGUGGCACUUGCUGCGGCGUGGCGGUUGCAUUAGAGAAAUUUUGUUUCGAUGGCUGGUGCUGCAGCUGUUCAAACAUCAACAGCGAGGGGGUGAGUUUUGGAGUUAAAAGUGUUCAGGCGGAAGCAUUUGCGGAAGAAAAAGUUAGUUUUGAUGUGCGGGUUAAUUAAAAAUAAUUGCUUGUUAAACGGUGUGACAGCGGCCGUUACAGUAGUGAAUGCGGUCGGAGCAGCAGGGUCGAUUGCUGCAUAAUUUGAGUGCACUUUUUUACGCUGUUUGUCCUUCUGAAGGCUAGGGAGGCAGUUCUUGGCUGGGAUAGCGUUCGACGGAAGGCCAAACAAUGCUAGCUAAACUAGGUGUAAAUAUAGUUAUUCUACUAGUACUAGGGAAAGAAAUCAAAGCAAGCUGGGAAGAAUGGUGGACAUACGAUGGAAUCUCAGGUCCCGCCUUCUGGGGUCUCAUCAAUCCACAGUGGAACAUGUGCAACAAAGGCCGCCGCCAGUCGCCGAUCAACGUGGAACCGGAGAAGCUAUUGUUUGAUCCCUACCUGCGGUCGCUGCACAUCGACAAACACAAGAUUUCCGGCACACUGCACAACACCGGUCAAUCGUUGGUCUUCCGGGUGGAUAAGGACACCAAGCAGCAUGUGAACAUCUCCAGUGGACCGCUCGCCUAUCGGUAUCAGUUCGAGGAAAUCUACUUCCACUAUGGGACCGAAAACAGCCAAGGCUCCGAGCAUCACAUCCACGGGUACAGCUUUCCGGGGGAGAUUCAAUUAUACGGUUUCAACAAGGAACUGUACCACAAUAUGUCGGAGGCGCAGCACAAGGCUCAGGGAAUCGUCGGCAUCUCGCUGAUGGUGCAAAUCGGCGAUACACCGAACCCAGAGCUGCGGAUAAUUACCAGCACCUUCAACAAGGUUCUGUACAAAGGUUCUACCACUCCGAUCCGACACAUCUCGCUGCGGUCGCUGUUGCCAAACACCGAACAGUACAUGACGUACGAGGGGUCCACCACGCAUCCUGGCUGCUGGGAGAGCACGGUAUGGAUCAUCCUAAAUAAGCCGAUCUACAUCACCAAGCAAGAGCUUUAUGCCUUGAGGAAGCUGAUGCAGGGCUCGGAACAGACGCCGAAGGCUCCGCUUGGGAACAAUGCUAGACCGCUGCAGGCACUGCACCAUCGAACGGUUCGAACUAACAUCGAUUUUGCUCACACGGGAGCAAGCAAGAACCAAAACUGUCCAACCAUGUACAAGGACAUGUACUACAAGGCGAACCGCUGGACGUCGGAGAUUUCGGCGCGCGGCCGUGAGCGAGGUCUUCCAGAUAUCGAUACCGUGUUCCACUCGCUGCCCUAGUGGAGCUGGCGCGGGGGUGGCACCAACUCUCCCAACUGAACCCUACACUACACUCGAGACACUGACACGCACAUACACACAAACACACCUUAACGGCAUUAACCGCUGAGCACCUAGAUAAAUCCUAGCAAUGAUUGAAUGAUGUGAAACAAAAAGAAAACCAGGCAAAGAAUGGGUCAAUACUUUUAUAUUGUGGACUGUCGAGUGAUUGAACGCUAGCGACAAUUAGACUAACGUAACGGUAAAAGUAUAUUCACUGAAAACCAACAUCUAUUGUUAUUAGAACAGAUUACUUUAGAACGACUGGUGCGUAAUAAAUGCCAAAAUAAAAACAAAAAGAGGACAGCAGAGGGAUUUUACACGAGUUUACCCAGUUUUAGAUUUGGGUUUCACUUAAUGUUUUCUACGAAAAUUAGAAUGAAGUUUCCUCUUUACUUCUUUUUCGAUUUUGAAUUUGAAAUUAAAUAUGGUUUUGGAAAAAUUCACUUCAAUAUCUGGACUCAAUUUUUUUUUUAGUGCUCAAGUUCACUUAUCUUUUUGCAAACAUGCUAGGGAGAAAUUUGCGUAAAAUCCCCCAGCAGUGACACGAGCAGGACGUUCUACCUUUAAACCGGCAGGAAGACAAAGAAAAAAAGGCCGAUAUAUACAACAUACAUAUAUAUAUAUUCACGGAGCCCUCUCUGGGGUGGACAAUAAUUAAACGUUUACAAUUCUCUGCGACACGAACACCGAACUCUACAAAUUAUCAAUCAAAGAAAUCGAAUUUUUUGUCUAAAUCUACAGCAAGAUAGCGGGAGCGGACGCGAGGCGCUUGAAGUUUUUUAGGAAGAAAAUAAACCCUCAUUUUUUUGGUAGCAAAACAAAAUCUCUAAGUCCACCCUAACAACGGUGACGCUUCGCGGGCUGGUGGGUUAGUUCCGAACGCAGCAAAAUGGUAGAUUAAAUUUUGUAAAUAUCAAUGCAUCAUAUAAUCCACACGAGCGAAAAUGCCAACCAAGAAAAAAAACAACAGAUUAGAUACAAGAAAAGUGCUUCAAACGACUACUAAGCAUAACAAUAUUAACUCUACCUACAUUAACAGUACUUAUCUAGGCAGAAAACCGUAGCAAGAGGCGAAGGAAGAAGUAAAAACCUUAACCAAAUGUGAACAAUUAACACAAGAAAACGUAAGCUAAAAGUAGUUUUUCUAACGGGAUGCCUAAAUAAAUAUUUAACAGAGAAAACAAACUGAACUAUCAAAGCUGUAAAUUACAUGUUUGUUCUAAAGCCAUGUUCAUUUCCUUAGGUUAUCUGUACAUUUUUUACAUAAACUAAAACUAAAUAAAAAAAAACUGCUGCAAAGUGGCGUAUGUGACAAUUAUUGAAAAAAAUCGCUCGCUCGAAUUCCGAACCACAGUUGGCUAUGAGUUGCUGCUGAUGCUGUUGCUGUUGUUGUUGUUUUCUCUUCAAUAAGGAGUACGAGCGAGCGCCCGUCAAUCAAAACAAAAAGCAUCAAUUAAAACAAAACGUGUAGGUAAAUUCGUAGGAGAAUGCAAACAAGCCGAUUGCUGUUAUUACGACUGUUACGCUUGUCGAAAUUAAAUAACCAGAAAAAUUAAGCUACACCACAACCCUCCACAAAUCAUUCAGUCUGUCUGUCGAAGUAGAGUCAAUCGAACCUUCAGUAUAACCUAAGGAAGGAUAAAAACGAGACAGAACAAAACAAACACACGGACUCUGUAAGAAAUUAAAAGCAAAAAUAAUAACUGCAACUGUUUUUUUGCUAAUAAAA